CAAAAGCGGAUGACUCAUCUCCAUUUUAAAGGAGAUUGUUAUUCCCUCCUUUCCUGACAGAUUGCUAGAUUUUAGGAGAGUGAUCAUCACUUGAAAGCUACUGAAAAAUUAAGGAUCUCAUCUAAGGACCCAAGAUCCGUACUUCGAUGUUUGUCGAAACCUUAUAACCCAGUUAGUUUCGCCCCACACUAAAGUGUAUAUCAAAAUGGAUCACGUCAGCCAUUAGAUUAUGUUAAGAAAUAUCAGCCCGCUGUAACAUUCCGUCAGUGAGUGCUAUAGCUCCAAACUGGGCUUUUUACAAAGGAGCUUCAAAGGAAAUCAUUAUGGAGGCAGCGGACAGGAGGAAUCGGACUACCUUCAUUCGGCAUUAUUUGCGGCGUCUGGACCAUUAUAGGUCACAGAUUGGAAGGGCAGUGCUUGAAGUGGGAGAUAUGGUGGAUACUAACACACCCUCCUCCGAACGCCAAUUUCUAACGUGGGAAGCCGAUGCAUUGCUGCUUCACUCCUCCAUGACGAGAAACAAACCUGUUUUACCUAUAGCCUUAGAAAGGAAUCGUCCAUUUAAUGCCAUGAAGGAACUCGUCCAGAUAAGGGUUUUUACGCAUGCAUCAGGACAUUCCCUCCUGAAUGAGAUCGCCCAAUAUUUGACCACACGACACCACCUGCAGCUUCUGACCUGUUACGUAAUUCGACCUCCUAUUUCUUGCGGACUGGUUCAUUGUUUACAAUUUGUAAACUUUUGUACGUUAUAUUUACAUUACUUUCUUUCGUUUGUUGAAAGGGACGUGGCAAUCGAGUCGUGCCCCUCUGUACAAUAAAUUCUAUACAAACGAAA
Molecule: messenger RNA, 835 nt
Organism: Ostrea edulis (European flat oyster)
Lineage: Eukaryota; Metazoa; Mollusca; Bivalvia; Ostreida; Ostreidae
Exons: 3
Coding region: 324-818 (164 amino acids)
Source: RefSeq, a predicted model, not a curated record